CAAUUAAAUCAAUCACUUGCAAGUACAAAACAUAAACUCAAAAGAACUUAAUAGCUAGUGGCUAGAAAUGGCAAGGAAGAGAAAAGUUAGUGAGGGAGUGGAAGACAACAGCGCUACUUCAAGUGAGGGAACCAUGGGUUGGGAUGAGAUGGUGAAGGAAGCUUCUGCUGUCGCCGAGCUAGGCGGAGCACGUAGGGCGCGAAAGCGCUUUGUUGGUGUCCGGCAAAGACCCUCUGGAAGAUGGGUGGCCGAGAUCAAGGAUACCAUUCAAAAAAUUAGGGUUUGGCUAGGCACCUUUGACACUGCUGAGGAAGCAGCUAGGGCUUACGAUGAGGCUGCCUGCUUGCUUCGCGGUGCCAACACCCGAACCAACUUCUGGCCUUGCUCCCAUUCGCCGUCUUCAACCCCGGCGCUCCCCUCGAAGAUCACAAACCUCCUCCUCCAGAGGCUGAAAGCAAGAAACAACGCCAACUCUUGCUCUCCUCCUUCUGCUCCUCUCCCUAUCAUCAACCACCAACACGAUAACAAUCUUCACGAACAAGCAGCAAAAACCGAAUUGUCUGAAACAUACACGGAUUUCCUCAACGAUCCCGAAGAUUACUACAUCACAAGCAGCAACAAUCAUGACAUCAUCACUGAUCAUAUCAGUGCAAGCAGCAUUGACUACAUGACAUCGAGCUUAGAGUCAUGCUUAACUAACAAGGAAACUGAUCACAUAGAGUACGGUAACUUGAGUGAAUUGGUGCAACAGACUUACAGCUGCGGAGAUGCAAAUUUCGCAGCAGAAGGAUCGGAGGAAGAUGUUGAUCCAGAACAAGAACAAGAAGAGGAAAUGAACGGAGAUCAAGUUGGAGUUAUAGACUUCCAGUUUGUCGAUGAUAUCGGAGCAUCCAACUCAAACUGCUACUCUCCAUCGCCUUUCGAGAUUGCUGAGGAGAUAGAGGAGCCGGUUCUGGAGGCUGAGAGCUACACCGACGAGCCUUCGAUGCUGAGAGCCGCCAUGAAGAGAAUGAAGUACGAGAGGAAGUUUUCGGCUUCUCUCUACGCCUUCAAUGGGAUUCCCGAGUGCUUGAAGUUAAGAAUCGGAUCGGUGAAUGGGAAUGGGAAAGGUAGAGGGGUGUCUGAGUGUUUGAGCAACCUUCAGAGAGCGUGCGGUAACAAGAAAGAAGAGGAGGUUGUUGUUACUGUGGGGGCGGCGGGGGAACACCAACGAAAUGAUUCGAAACAGGAGGAGCAGGGUUCAUCAAUGGAUGUUUCUCUGAGUGGUGAUGGUGAAUUGUCACUCUGGAGCUCACUUGAUCUGCCGCCAAUCUGCUUUUUGUCAACUAAUUAGUUCUUCUUAUUCUUUUUUUUUUCUUUCCUUUUUUUUUCUUUUUUACCAAAUUCAUGCUCUAAUUUGAUUCCACACAUCAAUCUGGAAUUCCAUUCUUUGCAAUAUUUUCUGAUAUUCUAAUAUAUUUCAAAGAAAUAGUGAAUUUUAUGUAAUUCGAACUUUGGGUUCAAACUUCGACCCGAUGAAGUAAUAAUAAAGGAAUAUGUUUUCCUCAACUCAUAUUUUUUCCUUCAGUGUUCGUUACCUUGUCUUGUUUUUGCCCCUUAAUUCCUUUUUUAUUAUUUUUAUUCCAAUGUGUAGGAGUACAAAAUUCAUUUCCUAUAAUUCUUUAAAAAAAUAUAACAAAUAAAAUAAAUUAGCAGGUUUUGUUGUAUAUUUGAUUCAAUAAUUUGGAAAUUUUGAGGUUUUGUUUGGUGUGUAUUGGACAUAAGCUAAAGGGAAAACACAUGUUAGACAAACACAACCCAAACUAAUAAUUUGCAAGAUCCUUUUAAAACUAAGCAAUUCAGAAAGUUAAUGAAAUCUCUAUCGAGAGCUGUUAUUGACCAAUUAUAAUUAGAUAUCGAACUUUUCAUCCUUAUGUAGAAGCUAACACCUAGAUGAGCAUAACCGCCUGUGCAAGUGAUUGUUUCUUUUACACACCACAAGAGAUGAUAACAAGUAGGCAAAAGUUGAUGUAGACGUUUCACCUGAAUUGAUUGAUGAUGGUAAAUGAUUUACAACUACAACAACAGAACCUUAUUUCAUUAAAUAAGAUCAGAUCAGCUAUGUAAAUUCUAGAACGCCACUACGCUCAAUUUAACACCGA
Pyrus x bretschneideri (Chinese white pear) is the source of this 2141-nucleotide messenger RNA. Its product is annotated as ethylene-responsive transcription factor ERN2-like. The transcript has a single exon. The record is from RefSeq and is a predicted model, not a curated record. Lineage: Eukaryota; Viridiplantae; Streptophyta; Magnoliopsida; Rosales; Rosaceae. Gene Ontology annotation, molecular function: DNA binding; DNA-binding transcription factor activity. Gene Ontology annotation, biological process: regulation of DNA-templated transcription. The coding region runs from base 68 to 1333 and encodes 421 amino acids.